AUGAGAAUGAUCGGAGGGUCGGGGGUGCCAGGGGUGCCAUCUGGAAGGGUUUUGGGAGGAUUGGACGGCUGGGCACAGAUGUCCUGGCUGAGACAGAAUUGCUUGGUGCAAUUUCCACAGCGGUCUAUGGGCUGUACUAUGGACACUUCGUUGCACAGACACUUGCAGUAUUGUUGGUACGCGGCAGCAGAGGCCACGAGCGACCAGAGAGCUAGUUUUGUGGGGAGGUUCAUGGUGUCGAGUAGAGGAUGGUGGUGGGAGUCGGUGCGAUUUUGA
This is a messenger RNA of Debaryomyces hansenii CBS767, 276 nucleotides long. Its product is annotated as DEHA2C09636p. NCBI's taxonomy places the organism in Eukaryota, Fungi, Ascomycota, Pichiomycetes, Serinales, Debaryomycetaceae. The transcript has a single exon. The record is from RefSeq and is a predicted model, not a curated record. The coding region runs from base 1 to 276 and encodes 91 amino acids.